Molecule: messenger RNA, 1836 nt
Organism: Prosopis cineraria
Lineage: Eukaryota; Viridiplantae; Streptophyta; Magnoliopsida; Fabales; Fabaceae
Product: ent-kaurene oxidase-like
Exons: 8
Coding region: 19-1569 (516 amino acids)
Biological process (GO): gibberellin biosynthetic process
Cellular component (GO): endoplasmic reticulum; chloroplast outer membrane
Molecular function (GO): heme binding; iron ion binding; ent-kaurene oxidase activity
Source: RefSeq, a predicted model, not a curated record
UCUAUCUGUAAUAGAGCAAUGGCUUCAGUGAGAGACAUCUAUGAACUCGUUGCCGGAGGGGCCCUUGCCACCACUGUUGCGUUGGGUGGUUUUUCUCUGUUUCUGUUCAUCUUCUUGCUUGGAAGAUUCAGCAGCUUCUUCAAAAGCAAGCGUUCUAAGCUUCCUACAGUGCCAGAGGUUGCAGGACGACUACCCCUGAUCGGGAAUCUGCUGCAGCUGAAGGAUAAAAAGCCUUACAAGACGUUCACGCAGUGGGCUCAGCAAUAUGGACCAAUUUAUUCCAUCCGAGCUGGUGCUUCCACUCUUGUCGUACUCAACACCACCGAGGUGGCCAAGGAGGCGAUGGUGACUAGAUAUUCCUCCAUGUCAUCAAGGAAGCUGUCAAAUGCACUCAUGAUUCUCACUUCUAACAAAUGUAUGGUUGCUAUGAGUGACUACACUGAUUUUCACAAAAUGAUCAAAAGACUUAUUCUCUCAAACGUUCUGGGAGCGAACGCACAGAAGCAACACCGUUGCCACAGAGAAGCCAUGAUGGACAACAUGUCAAAGCAGUUGAAUGAACUUCUGAAAACCUCCCCGGACCAGGCUAUAAAUUUCAGGGAUAUAUUUGCGCCUGAACUUUUUGCACUCUCUCUAAAGCUAGUCGUGGGAGAGGCUGUGAAUGCCCUCCAUGUGGAGGAGCUUGGCAGCACCAUAUCAAAAGAUGAGAUAUAUAAGAUUUUAGUACUUGACUUGAUGGAGGGUGCCAUCGAGGUGGAUUGGCGCGAUUUCUUCCCAUACCUGAAAUGGGUUCCGAAUAAAAGCAUGGAGGAAAAAAUUCGUGGAGUCGAUUUCCGCAGAAGAGCGGUUAUGAGGGCAUUGAUGAACGAUCAAAAGAAGCGAAUUGCAUCUGGAACGGUAGUCAAUUGUUACCUUCACAAUUUGUUAUCAUCUGAAUCAAAAGAACUGACUGAAGACCAGAUUCUUAUGCUGCUUUGGGAGACCAUUGUCGAGACAUCAGAUACAACACUAGUGACUUCGGAAUGGGCUAUGUAUGAACUUGCCAGGGACAAAAGCAGACAGGAGCGACUGUAUGAGGAACUCCGAAAUGUUUGUGGACACGAGAAGGCCGUGGAAGAACAGUUAUCAAAGCUACCAUAUUUAGGGGCUGUUUUCCAUGAAACGUUGAGGAAGCACAGUCCUGUUCCAAUUGUGCCUCUUCGAUACGCCCACGAAGACACCCAGUUGGGAGGAUAUCACAUUCCCGCGGGAAGCGAGAUAGCAAUAAACAUAUAUGGAUGCAACAUGGACAAGAAGAAGUGGGAGGAUCCUUUCCAGUGGAAGCCAGAGAGAUUUCUGGAUGGGAGCUAUGAUAGCGGGGAUUUGUACAAGACGAUGGCGUUUGGAGCAGGAAAGAGGGUGUGUGCAGGCUCCCUCCAGGCCAUGCUAAUAUCUUGCAUUGCAAUUGGCAGACUUGUUCAGGAGUUUGAGUGGGAGCUCGUGGGAGGGGAAGAAGACAAUGUGGAUACUGUGGGCCUCACCACACACAAGCUCCAACCCCUGCAUGUGAAAAUCAGGCCCAGGAAUUAAGAUGUCAGAUCUGCUCCAAAUUUCACCAGUGCAUGUAUGCAUGGGAACUUUAGAUGGCAGGGAUGUGUCGUUCCUAGUUGAAUAAUAGUACCAGCAAUAUCAUAUGCUCCAGUAAGUAAGCAUUACAUUAUUGCUAGUUUUCUAUGUUUGCUUGUGACCUUGUGUUGCUAUUAUCUUUCAGAGUUAACAGUCCAGAUAGUUUCGUGGAUUGAGUUACCGCGUAUUUCUCGUUACUCCUUCGAUAACAAUAAAUGAGUAAUUUUUGCC